Molecule: messenger RNA, 3595 nt
Organism: Rhizophagus irregularis DAOM 181602=DAOM 197198
Lineage: Eukaryota; Fungi; Glomeromycota; Glomeromycetes; Glomerales; Glomeraceae
Molecular function (GO): lipid binding
Source: RefSeq, a predicted model, not a curated record
AUGGAUAAAGUACCAGAAAAAGAAAAGGUUAUCAAUGACGAGGUAAACAAGAAGUUUGCAGACUCAGAUACUCCAGUAUAUAAAUUUGAAGCUGAAGAUUCUCCAGAAGAGAAAGCUAAACAAACACUUGAAGAUUCUGGGGGUGGCCCCAAGUCUAAUACUAUAGGACCAAAUGCUAAAAAAAUUACCACAGAUACUGACGCAAGUCAAACAACUGAAGAAGAAACUGAGUCAACCAGUAAAAGACUUUCAACUCUUUUGCCCGGAAGUAUACCUUCUGUGGUAGAGUCGGUUGAAAUUCCUGAUUGGGCACGUACGGGUUGGCAACGUGUUACUGGCGCUGGUGAAUCAGAUAAAGACAUUUUUGACGAAGUUUUAGGCGAAAAAUUUUUUGGACAACUAUGGUUAAAUGCUACAGUAGUAUUUGUAUCUGUGUUCUUGACGUACAUAAUUACUUCUCUUGGUGGAGGCAUUGGUUGGGUUAUUAUUAUUAGUGCUUUUGUUGGAACGUAUUUUAAGAAUUCUGUCCAACGAUUUUAUCGUAAUGCAAGAGACGAAAUUGGUCGUGAACUUGCAAAGGAAAAACUGGAGCUUUACGAAGAGCCAGCAGAAUGGAUUAACGAAUUUUUACGUCGAUUUUGGCUUAUUUAUGAACCUGUAUUGUCAUCAACGAUUGUAAAAACAGCUGAUGAUAUAUUGGCUGCUUCAAAACCAUCUUUUCUGGAUUCAAUCCGGUUGACAACUUUUACACUAGGUUCAAAGCCUCUCACCAUCGAAUCUAUAAAAUCAUAUCCAAAGUCUGAUGAUGACGUAGUGGUUAUGGAUUGGAAAGUUAGUUAUAUUCCAAAUGAUAUUGCAAAUAUGACAAGAUCGCAAAUGAUUAGGAAGGUCAAUCCUAAAAUUGCUCUCACUAUUCGGUUGGGAAAGGGAAUGGUUGGCGCAGGAAUUCCCAUAUUGUUGGAAGAUAUAUCGUUUUCUGGACUUAUAAGAGUCAAAUUAAAGUUGAUAAAUAUUUUCCCUCAUGUUAAAACUGUCGAUAUUAGUUUCUUGGAAGAACCAAAGUUUGAUUAUGUUUUAAAACCAAUUGGAGGAGAAACAUUCGGUUUCGACAUAGCAAAUCUUCCUGGAUUGUCCUCAUUUAUUCAAGAUCAAGUUCAUGCUAAUCUUCGCCCAUUGAUGUAUGCUCCAAAUGUUUACACAAUAGAUGCGGAACUUCUCGUUGGAGGCUAUCCAAUAGAAACUGCGAUUGGUGUCCUCAAACUUACCAUAUUUAAUGCAAGGGGAUUAAGAAACGCAGAAAGAUUUGGUACAUCUGAUCCUUAUGUUAAAGUAAAAGCUCACGGAAAUAUAGAACUCGUCAAAACAAAAGUUAUCGAUGAUUCAUUGAAUCCUGCUUGGAACGAGACACAUUUCUUGAUUUUAACGACCUUGAGUGAAUUUUUAAGGCUUGAGAUAUGGGAUUUUAAUGGAAUGAGUAAGGAUAAGCCACUUGGAACUUCCAAUUUUGAAUUAAAUUCUUUAUUAGAAAAUCCAAAGCAAGAAAGCAUUACAUCUGAAGUAUUAUAUGAGGGUAAACCUCACGGCGAAAUUAAAUUCGAUGCAGUCUGGUAUCCAGUAGCUGAAGCCAUAGAAGGAGUGCCUGCACCUGAAUCAAACAUUGGAAUUUUACGCUUUAACAUUCAUCAAGUUAAGAAUCUUAGUAAUCGUCAUAAUGCGUAUGCAGAAUUGCUUUUGAAUGGGAAAGUUGUUUUCAAAUCGAAGACACUGAAAAGAACAAAUAAUCCUGUUUGGGAGGAUCCAUUUGAAAUGUUCAUUACAAAUAGAGAUGGUGCCAAGCUAGCUGUCAAUGUUCGUGAUGAGCGUGACUCGACCAAUAUUAUUGGAAAAUGGGAAAGCACUUUAGAACAAUUUUUAGCAAACAUGAAAGAGAAGAUAGACUGGUUCGAUUUAAAAAAUGGAGCCCCAGUUGGCAGAAUAAAUUUAACUUGUUUAUGGAAACCUGUGUUAAUAGAUGAUCUUCCCGGACCCGGCGGAUUCGUUGAACCACGUGGAUUUGUAAGACUUCAUAUUAAGGGUGCUAAAGAUUUAAAGAAUCUAGGGAAACUAGGAGGUAAAUCCGAUCCUUAUGUGAAAGUUUUGCUGGGUUCUACUGCUCGUGGUCGUUCAGAUUUUAUUCUCGACAACUUGAGUCCCGUAUGGGAUGAAAUAUUUUAUAUACCAGUACAUAGUACGAGAGAAGUGUUGAAUCUUCAAGUAAUGGAUCGUGAAAUUAAUGCAAAAGAUAAGAGACUAGGUUUUGCAGAGUUGGAACUUUCAAAAUUAGUUAAGGAACAAAAUAGCACAUUUGAAGCCGUUGACAAACUUGAAGAUGCGUCUUCACCUUUAAUCCUUGAUCGUGAAUCAAGAGGCACAAUUAUUUAUUCAGCAGCUUUUUAUCCAACUAUUAAUAAGAAAGAAGCCGAAAACAUCAAUUUAAAUAAUUUAAGUGAUCAUCAAACUGGAAUUUUCAUUAUACAUAUUAAUAGAGCCAAAUUUGAGAAGAGAGAUACAAGUGUAGAUGUUUAUGUAGAUAAUGGGAUAUUCCCUGUUUAUACCACUAAUCGUUGCAAGGCAGCAAAUCCGCAAUACGAAGAAGUCACCGACGUAAUUAUUAAGGAACUGGAUUUUUCCAAGCUUAUUUUCCAUAUUAAACAAGGAGAUAACAGGAAUCCUAUUGGUGUUGUGGAACGAGAAGCUAAAGAAUUAUUAGAGGAUUGCCUAAGGUCAUCACGAGAAGACGGUAUAAACCUUCCUAUUGAAGAAAUGAAUAAUGCAACUUUGAAUGUUUAUAUUCAGUAUAUACCUGUUGAAUAUAAACUACAACCUUCGGAGAGUAUAAAUAAUAUGGGAGAUUUACAAAUCACUGUCAAGAAUGCAGAAAAUUUACCAGCAGCUGAUCGAUCUGGUACGAGUGAUCCAUUCGCUGUCUUCACCUUGAAUAAUGAAAAAGUUCAUAAAACGAAGACUAUUAAAAAGAAUUGUAACCCUGAAUUUAAUGAAUCCUUUAACGUGACCGUGCUCUCACGAUCGACUAGUGUAUUUGAAGUGGAUGUAUUUGAUUGGAAUCAAAUAGGAAAUGAUAAAAAGAUUGCAAGCGGGUCAAUUCAACUUGACGAUUUGCCACCUUACGAAAAAACAGUGAAAGAGAUACAAUUGAAGAAUGAACUUAGUAAAUCUACUGCACCCGGAGGCAAAUUUAUUCUUCACAUCGUUUUCCGGCCCUCUCUUGUUGGAAGGAAGAAACAAAAUUCGGGAGUUGUAGAUGGUGCUGCAAGAGCACUAACAGGAAUUGGUUCCGGAGUUGGAAAUGUAGUGACUAGUAGCGGUACUUUUGUCGGAAAUAAAGCGAAUACUUUAGUUUCUGGCGUUGGUUCAGGAUUCGGUCUUUUAAAGAAAAAAUAAAAAAAGACUGCACCAAGCUUUAUUAGGAAAAAGUUGUAUAAUAUAAUUAAUUAUAGUAAAUUAUUUAAGAACUAAAAUAAAUUUCUUUAUUGUACUUUGUGUUCUUUUCUAGUACUACGAGACAAUUAAUGUUCUUAAUAAUAUUUUUUAUUAA